Molecule: messenger RNA, 729 nt
Organism: Trichomonas vaginalis G3
Lineage: Eukaryota; Parabasalia; Trichomonadida; Trichomonadidae
Product: GTPase protein
Exons: 1
Coding region: 1-729 (242 amino acids)
Biological process (GO): regulation of endocytosis
Cellular component (GO): endosome
Molecular function (GO): GTPase activity; GTP binding
Source: RefSeq, a predicted model, not a curated record
AUGCGUGGAGAUACUUCUGAAACAAAAGUCUUAUUUUCAAUAGAAAACUUGCCUCAAAUAGGAGAAUUUUACAAUGUUAAGUCCAAGCUAUCUGAAGACGAUUUAAGCUCUUUCUCCGAGCAAAAUUUAAGUUCGAAAUUUAUCAUUGUUGGUGACUCAGGUGUUGGUAAAUCAUGCUUACUCAACAGAAUUGCACACGAUGAGUUUUCUGCUGAAUAUAAAUCUACAAUUGGUGCUUCUUUCACUUCUGCGGAAUGUCUUAUUAAUGGUAAUCGUGUAAAAAUGGCUUUAUGGGAUAUGGCAGGUCAGGAACAAUUCACCUCUGUUAAUAGGCUUUACUUUAGAGGUGCAAACGUUGUUUUCUUAUGUUUUGAUUUAACAAGUCAAAAAUCAUUUGAUAAUGCUUCUCGCUGGCUAUCAGUUGUUCACGAAAAUACUUCAAAUGUUCAUGCAAUCUUCCUUGUUGGCUGUAAAUCAGAUCUCACAAAGGUAGUUGAUGAUAAAGAUAUUUCCAGAUUUUGCACCGAUAACAGAUGUGAAUAUUUCGAAACAUCCUCAAAGGAAUCUAAAAUGACAACAGAAUUAGCUAAAAGAUCUAUUUUCGUUGCUGCAAUUUCAAUUCAACAGUUAAGACAGCAGGCGCCUAAGCAAAAAGUAGUAACUGAGCAGCCAAAACCAGUGAAUCUGGCUCCACCACCAGAAGAAAAGCCAAAGAAGAAAUGCUGCUAA